This is a messenger RNA of Daldinia vernicosa, 1289 nucleotides long. RefSeq lists its product as uncharacterized. The coding region runs from base 446 to 694 and encodes 82 amino acids. Gene Ontology annotation, molecular function: ubiquitin protein ligase binding; protein tag activity. The transcript is spliced from 4 exons. NCBI's taxonomy places the organism in Eukaryota, Fungi, Ascomycota, Sordariomycetes, Xylariales, Hypoxylaceae. Gene Ontology annotation, cellular component: cytoplasm; nucleus. The record is from RefSeq and is a predicted model, not a curated record. Gene Ontology annotation, biological process: modification-dependent protein catabolic process; regulation of proteolysis; protein neddylation.
GCUGGCAAAUAUGUUAAUAUUCGAAAUUAGGAAUUUGAUCUGCUCAAGUGAGACGUUUGCAUAUAUGAUAUUACAUGUAGUUAUCGACGUAUAAGAUAUAAGGAAGUUCAUUAAUGUGAGCAAGUACAGUAGAAACUGCUGCGUCAGGUGGGGUAUAAUAAGCCCCACCUACUCAGGUAGACAAAUAGUGAGUGUAGACACCCCACUAUGCCCGCCUACCGCCUACGGGUAGUGGACCUAUCACCUAUCCGUACCUCUCACCCGUCACUUCCAGGCUGGCUAUCAUAAACCAACCAUAGGUACUGGACGCAACUGUCGACAUCUUAUUCCUCCUUUCUUCCGUCAUACACAUACGCUACGCUACAACUUACUCGCCGGAUACAACAUCCUCAAAACCACUUACUUCUAAAACCCCCAAAGGUCGCCACCCUCCAACACCGCCAAGAUGAUGAUCAAAGUGAGAACCCUGACGGGCAAGCUGAUCUCGCUCGAUGUCGAGCCUACCUCCAAGAUCGAGGAUGUCAAGAAGAAGGUCGAGGAGAAGGAGGGAAUCACACCCGAUCAGCAGCGACUUAUCUACGGCGGAAAGCAACUACACGACCAGUUAACCAUGACGGAGGCCGCUAUCGUCCCCGACGCAACUCUGCACUUAGUCCUGACCCUGCGUGGCGGCAGCAGCAGCAGCUGCUGCUAGACCCCCUCCCACACCCACCCACCCUUCCGACCCGAAACUCUAGAUUCCAAACUCCCCAACUCCCAGCCGCAUAUCUGUCAUAUUGCGCCCUCAAUAGACAGAGCCAUUACACCUCCUACUUCUUAAGAUACCUAGCUUCUAUAGUAGUGCCGGCGGGGAUGACAAGGUCUACGAACGGCGUUUAUGUGGAAAAAUAAUAAUAAUGCCGUCAUCGGGGAACAGGCCUGCGCAUAUUGGAACUUAUACAGGUGCUCUCUGCUAUUACGGAAGACUCCUAUUCCUCUAGGUAGACUCGGCAUCGCGGAAUUACCGCUAAUAGACCGUACCAACGCACCUAGAAGUAGCGUUCCCAAUUAAGAUGAACUAUAUGAAUCUUGACUAGGUACUGAUCUAGCUGUGAACCUUCGUGUUUUGCUUUGCCGGUCGGGGCAUACGUCCUAGUACUUUGUUAGUAAUUUGGUUAUUUCUAGCCGUGACAGCACUGGAGGAGUUCUAAGGGGGAGUAUCUACUAACUCGGCUGUAAUUUACGAUAAGUUUACACAUAGUAUGGUUUACGUUACGUAGACACAAAGAUAGGCCUGGCUUUUAUAACCC